GUCACUUUUUUCAAACACAAAUUUUUUAAUUUACAGUAAAUAAAUAAAGUUCCCGAAAAACAAAAGCAAAUUGCAAUGGCCGAAUUCUCAGUAGAGCGCGUAGAAGACAAACGCACAGUUAAUGGUCGCACAGAGUACUACUUGAAGUGGAAGGGCUAUCCUCGCAGUGAAAAUACUUGGGAGCCGGUCGAAAAUCUGGAUUGUCCUGAUUUAAUAGCAACAUUCGAGGAAUCAUUAAAAAAUAAUAAAAAAGAGACAAAAAAACGUCUUUCCACAUCUUCAACGCCGGAAUCAAUACGAAGUAAGAGAAAAUCAUUCAUGGAGGAAGAAACAGACGAACAAAAGAAGCUGAUUGGCUUCGAUCGUGGCUUGGAGCCUUCAAAAAUCCUUGGUGCUACCGACUCUUCCGGUUAUCUGAUGUUUCUGAUGAAAUGGAAGGGAAGUGAUCACGCCGAUCUAGUGCCUGCCAAGCUGGCCAACAUCAAAUGUCCCCAAGUCGUAAUACAAUUCUACGAGGAACGUUUAACCUGGCACACUGGAAAUGGCAAUGGCAACGGCAACGGUUCGGGCAGCGCAUGUGGCAGUACGCAUCAUGGUGGUAGCGUUGGCACGCCUGGCAGUACUGCAGACGCAAGUCCAAGCGGCAGCAUCAACGAUGAGAAUAUCAAGCCUGACGCUGGCUCAGAACUAGGGAGUGGAGAGGCUGUCUAGUUGAUUUACCAGAACUUGUUAAGGCAGCAAACACAACGCCAUGUAAAGCCAACAUGGAUACACACGGACACCAACACACAGACGUACACAAACAUGCUCGCUCCUACAUUUUUACAUACAAAUAACAUAGACAUAAUCAUACAUAUACAUAUAUUAAUAUACAGGCACGUUCAUUUUUGCAUCAACA
This is a messenger RNA of Drosophila arizonae, 898 nucleotides long. It is a transcript of the gene HP1b, whose product is annotated as Heterochromatin Protein 1b. The record is from RefSeq and is a predicted model, not a curated record. Gene Ontology annotation, cellular component: nucleus. Lineage: Eukaryota; Metazoa; Arthropoda; Insecta; Diptera; Drosophilidae.